GGGGCGCGCCCUCCAUUUUGUGGAACGCAGGAGCAGCUAAGUGCGUCAGUUUUGGAAAGACGUAGACGAGUUUAGUCCUGGUUUGCGGGGAGGCAGACGGCUCCGUCGCAGACUACGGACCUCUCUGGUCUCUCAGCUGCCAAAGAUCCUGUCCGGUAGAUGGGAGGGGGCCAGAAGAGCCAGGGAGAGAGUGCGGCUGCGCAGUUCCAGAGGCGGCAGUGGGCGUUGCGGUUGCUGCGGUCUGGGCCCAGGGAAGGAUCGUGUUGGGAGCCGAGUUUUAAUUUUGUCUGCAAGGGACCUGGCCUAAUAAGAGGCACUCUUGGCAAUCUUGUUUAUAACAUCACCGGGAAAUACUAGCCGGAUAUCAUGAGUGGCUGUCGAGUAUUCAUCGGGAGGCUAAAUCCCGCGGCCAGGGAGAAGGACGUGGAAAGAUUCUUCAAGGGGUAUGGACGAAUAAGAGAUAUUGAUCUGAAAAGAGGCUUUGGUUUUGUGGAAUUUGAGGAUCCCAGGGAUGCAGAUGAUGCUGUAUAUGAACUUGAUGGAAAAGAACUCUGCAGUGAAAGGGUUACUAUUGAACAUGCUAGGGCUCGAUCUCGAGGUGGAAGAGGUAGAGGACGCUAUUCUGACCGUUUUAGUAGUCGCAGACCUCGAAAUGAUAGACGAAAUGCUCCACCUGUAAGAACAGAAAAUCGGCUUAUAGUUGAAAAUUUAUCUUCAAGAGUCAGCUGGCAGGAUCUCAAAGAUUUCAUGAGACAAGCUGGGGAAGUAACCUUUGCGGAUGCACAUCGACCUAAAUUAAAUGAAGGGGUGGUAGAGUUUGCCUCUUAUGGUGAUUUAAAGAAUGCUAUUGAAAAACUUUCUGGAAAGGAAAUAAAUGGGAGAAAAAUCAAAUUAAUCGAAGGCAGCAAAAGGCACAGUAGGUCACGAAGCAGGUCUCGUUCCCGAACCAGGAGUUCCUCUAGGUCUCGUAGCCGAUCUCGUUCCCGGAGUCGCAAGUCUUACAGCCGGUCCAGGAGCCGGAGCCGGAGCCGGAGCAAGUCCCGUUCUGUUAGUAGGUCUCCUGUGCCUGAAAAGAGCCAGAAACGUGGUUCUUCAAGUAGAUCUAAGUCUCCAGCAUCUGUGGAUCGCCAGAGGUCCAGGUCCCGAUCCCGGUCAAGGUCCAGAUCAGUUGACAGUGGCAAUUAAACUGUAAAUAACUUGCCCUGGGGGCCUUUUUUAAAAACACACACACAAAAAUUCCCAAACCAUACUUGCUAAAAAUUCUGGUAAGUAUGUGCUUUUCUGUGGGGGGGUUGGGGGUGGGAUUUGGAGGGGGGUUGGGUUGGGCUGGAUAUCUUUGUAGAUGUGGACCACCAAGGGGUUGUUGAAAACUAAUUGUAUUAAAUGUCUUUUGAUAAGCCUUCUGCUCACAUUUUUGUGAAUGUCUGAAGUGUAUAGUUUGUGUAUAUUGAGAGAGCUCUUUUAUAACUAAAGCAAAUUUAAUUUUUUUGUACUAGAAAAGAUUUGAACAUUUUAGUUCUUGGUUAUUCAAAUAUGUUAAUUCAGAAUUAGUUUAAUGUCUCAAUUAAACUAAUUAAUAGCUUUGGACACUUAAAAGAGCUCUAAAUUUGCUUGUACAUAAAGGCUUGAGUUUUCCUUGUUAGGGUCAAGGGUGUCCUCCCACCCACCCUUUAACAGCUGCCUGACGACACGUUAAAGCAGCUGUUUGUUAUUGAUAAUAAAAGAUUAUAAAACUGC
Leopardus geoffroyi (Geoffroy's cat) is the source of this 1737-nucleotide messenger RNA. It is a transcript of the gene SRSF5, whose product is annotated as serine and arginine rich splicing factor 5. The record is from RefSeq and is a predicted model, not a curated record. The transcript has 9 exons. Bases 367 to 1185 code for a protein of 272 amino acids. Gene Ontology annotation, molecular function: mRNA binding. Gene Ontology annotation, cellular component: ribonucleoprotein complex; nucleus; cytoplasm. NCBI's taxonomy places the organism in Eukaryota, Metazoa, Chordata, Mammalia, Carnivora, Felidae.